Colius striatus (speckled mousebird) is the source of this 1710-nucleotide messenger RNA. RefSeq names its product platelet derived growth factor receptor like (gene PDGFRL). The transcript has 6 exons. The record is from RefSeq and is a predicted model, not a curated record. The coding region runs from base 43 to 1170 and encodes 375 amino acids. NCBI's taxonomy places the organism in Eukaryota, Metazoa, Chordata, Aves, Coliiformes, Coliidae.
GCGCCCGCGCCGCCUCAGCGCAGCGCCCCGUCCGCUCCCGCCAUGCGGCUCUGGGUGCUGCUCUGCCUGCUGCUGCUGCUGCAGGGAACGCUGCCGCACGUUAUUGGACAGCCUGUGAAGAGUAAACGUCCAAAAGAACCCGGGGAAAACAAAAUUAAGCCUGUUAACAAAAAAGUAAAACCCAAAACCCUCAAAAUGAAGGAGAGAGAAUCUGCUGAUGCCUCUUUGAAGUCCCAGUCUAUACUGACACAGGUGAUGGAUAAAGGUCGUUUCCAGAAACUAGCUGCCACUUUAAGCCUGUCUGCAGGACAAAGCAUAGAACUGCGAUGUAAGGGGAGCAACGUUACUUGGAACUAUCCCUCAUACUUAGACACCUUUAAAGACUCCAGGCUCAGCAUAAAGCAGCUUGACAGGUACAGUCAGCUGAUCCUCACAAACUCCACUGCAGCAGACACAGGUGAAUAUAGCUGCUGGCUUCAGCUGUGCCAUGGUAACAAAUGCAGGAAGGAUGAGGCUAAAACAGGUUCAACGUACAUCUUUUUCACAGAUAAAGAGGAACUUUUUGUACCCACUCCCAGUUAUUUUGAGAUUGUCUACCUGAACCCAGAUAAAGCUGCAGUCAUCCCAUGCCGCGUUACCACUCCUUCAGCAAAAGUAACUCUGCACAGGGAAUUUCCAGCAGAAGAAAUUGAAACAGAUGGAACUGAUAUUAUUUAUGAUGCAAAGAAGGGUUUUGUCUACCAGUACCCUACUUCUGAUCAUAAAGGUAUUGUCUACUGCAAAGCAGAGUCGCAGGGAGCACCUCAGAUUUCCAUCAAGUAUCACCUCCUGUAUGUGGAAGUUCCCAAAGGCCCGCCCUCAACCACAAUUGCGGCGUCAUCCAAUAGAGCAGAAGUCAGCGACAGUGUUCAUGUCGUCUGCACAGUCCUGGGAGAGCCAGAUGUAGAUGUCAACUUCAGGUGGCAGUACCCAGGGCAAGAGUCUGAGAGGCCUGUGACUAUGCAAAACUUCUGGAGACUGAUAGACAGAGGAUCUGGACACACCAUGAGAAUCUCAAAGAGUGUUCUUCUUGUUGAGGAUUUUGAAGCCAGAGAUGCUGGAAACUACAUUUGUAUAGCUCAGAACCUACAAGGAGAAACAACAGUAGCUACAAAAGUUGAACUAAGUUAAUGGGAAAAGGCUUCAGGACAUGGAAUGAACUGUAUGUUAUUUGACGUUACAGCCACUUACUGUGUUUACUAAUCUUUAUAUGAAGUUUUCUGUAUUGCUGUCUCUUUCCAUAUGUCAAUGCAUUCCAUAUUCACUAGCUUGACAGGCCUAACAGGGUUCCAUAUGCCCAGCAGUAGGCAGAGGUAAUUACUAGAACUACUAUGAAGCGUUAUCGUUUAAGCCUGCCAAUGUAUAUGACAUUACAUUUAGGAAUAUAAACUUUCUUUUGCAUAUAGUGUUUCUUCUCCAACUCUUUAGAAGUUUAACCCUUUGUCCAGUUUGUGCCUUUUUUGUGUAUGUGACAACGGAGAGGACAUUAACAAUCCUCUGAAAUCCCCCAAGCAGGUGUAUCUUUCCCGGUGCUGUGCAAUUUUAAGAGUACUGCACAAAUUUAAACCACCCACCCAAAAACACCCAGGCACACACUGCCCCUGGUUACAGAAUUAGCCAACAGCAAAUGUUUACUUUGCAGAGUAAUUAAAUUUCUGAAUAUUAUGAUAA